Ictalurus furcatus (blue catfish) is the source of this 7412-nucleotide messenger RNA. RefSeq names its product GLI family zinc finger 2a (gene gli2a). Gene Ontology annotation, biological process: regulation of transcription by RNA polymerase II; smoothened signaling pathway. The transcript is spliced from 14 exons. Gene Ontology annotation, cellular component: nucleus. The record is from RefSeq and is a predicted model, not a curated record. Bases 996 to 5339 code for a protein of 1447 amino acids. Gene Ontology annotation, molecular function: DNA-binding transcription factor activity, RNA polymerase II-specific; RNA polymerase II cis-regulatory region sequence-specific DNA binding. Lineage: Eukaryota; Metazoa; Chordata; Actinopteri; Siluriformes; Ictaluridae.
AAACUCUAAAAAAAAAAAAAAAAAAAAAAAAAAAAAAAGAAUAAUAAUAAAAAUAAAUAAAUAAGUGCAUUAUACCUGACACCCACAUGAACACUUUACAGUUGGUUUUGGGACUGUAAGUCAUCAUCUUCAAAUGCUAUUGAAGUUAGAAACGUGUAUACCAAUGUCGUGUGUAACUUUAGAGACGGUCCCUUAAAAUUUGUGAAUCUCGAGCCUCCAACAUCAAUCCAACUUUUAAUUCAUUUUUCACAAUAAGUUUUUUUUUGUUGUUUUUUUUAAUGGUCGGGAGUGUACAUAAAGUGUUCGUUGUUUUCCUUUGCAGUUGUGUGAUGAACAUAAUGCAAUAAAAUCCGAAACUGUAAAUAAAGAGACUAGUAUCCCGUUUAAACACAGUGAAGUGUAUCAGCCACGUUUGUCCUCAGAACACCGCAUAAAACCUUUCCUUUCGGCUCGUUUUUGGACUGAUGUACCGUGUGAAAACGCAUACUAGCAGUUUGUACUGCACUGAGACACUAUAAAGUGGUUGUGAUAUUAGUAGUCAAUGUGGCUGGAGCUCGAAGGAGCGAGACUCCACGGAAGGGGGUGAUAGAGAGAUAGAGGGGGAGAUACGGGGAGGGCAAAAAGACUGGAAACAACUCAAACAUCUUGGUUUCUGCACAGCACAGAGGAUCAGACUCCGCUCAGAAAACUUUUUAACGUACCAACUUUCCUCUGGAAGACGACACACACACACAGAGAGAGAGAGAGAGAGAGAGAGCAUCUCUUUCCCAGUUGAAAACUUGCGCGAUGUGUGCGUGAUGGACUGCAGAAGUUUAAAGGCAUGAAGAUCGAGCUGAAGAAGCACAUUGUUCUCUGUGAAGCCCUGCGCGCUGAAGAUUUAAGGACAUGAGUGGAUUUUCAGUUCAGCUUACCAGCGAGAACCCGCGAUCUGCUUCUGGUCAUAGUUAAGUUAAAGCAAAGUUUGUCUGCGGAGAGAGAGACUCUCUAUUCCCAUCAUGGACUCUACAACCAGAACUGCCCCAGAGAAGAAGGAAUGCAAGGGUUCAGACCUGGAUGCUAGCAGCUUCUCUGACCUUCCCAAGAAGCCCUCACCCAGCACAAUGUCACGAGCUCCUCCUCUAUUCCCGACCUUCCAUACACCAAUCCCAAUCGACAUGCGCCAUCAUGAGGGUAGAUACCAUUAUGAGCCACACCCUCUUCAUGCCUUGCAUGGACAUGCUGGAUUAGCAGGAAGUCCAGUGAUCUCUGAUAUCUCUCUGAUCCGGUUGUCCCCUCAUGCUGCAGCCACUGGUGAGUCCCCAUUCAGCCCACCACAUCCCUACGUCAACCCUCACAUGGAGCAGUACCUACGCUCAGUUCACAACAGCCCCACGCUGUCCGUCAUCUCAGCGGCGCGAGGCCUCAGCCCGGCAGAUGUGACACAUGAGCAGUUGAAAGAACGAGGCCUUUUUGGCCUACCUCCUCCUCCUGGGACUAACCCAGCCGACUACUAUCAUCUAAUGGCUAAUCACCGCAGCCCCUAUGGAGAGCUGCUCAUGCAGACUGGGGCAGCUGCUGCUGCCGCCGCUGUGCAUUUACCAGACUACAUCAGCCCUGUGGACAUGUCUCGAUUUCCAAGCCCCAGACUGACACCCAGGCUGAGCCGAAAGCGAGCACUGUCCAUCUCGCCUAUGUCAGAUGCCAGCAUCGACCUGCAGACCAUGAUCCGCACCUCUCCUAACUCUCUGGUGGCCUACAUCAAUAACUCACGCUCCAGCUCCAAUGCCAGUAGCUCCUAUGGGCACCUCUCAGUCGGGGCGAUCAGUCCGUCGUUUACAUUCCCCCACCCCAUCACGCCUGUGGCAUACCAACAGUUUCUGUCCCAGCAUCGAGGGCUUAAUGCAUUUGGCCACACACCUCCCCUAAUACAGCCGUCUCCCUCCUUCAUCAACCGCCAGCAGUCCAUCGGAAGUACCACAGCCCACAGCACCAGCAGCAGCAACCCCAGCACAGAGGCCAACCAGAAUGCAGGAGGAGACUCAGCAGUCAGCAGUACAGUCAAUCCUAUGAUCACCAAGAGGUCAAAGGUGAAGACAGAAGUGGACAGGACAUGCCCUAUCUCCCCUUGCUCUCAGGAUCACGUGGAACUGAGAGAGGAGCUGGAUAAGGACGAGUGCAAGCAGGAGCCUGAGGCAGUGUAUGAGACCAAUUGCCACUGGGAGGGCUGCUCUAAAGAAUAUGACACACAGGAGCAGUUGGUGCACCACAUCAAUAAUGACCACAUCCAUGGGGAGAAGAAGGAGUUUGUGUGUCGUUGGGAGGAAUGUUCACGAGAGCAGAAGCCUUUUAAAGCCCAAUACAUGCUGGUAGUCCACAUGCGGCGGCACACGGGAGAGAAGCCUCACAAAUGCACAUUUGAAGGCUGCUCCAAAGCAUACUCUAGACUAGAGAACCUGAAAACCCAUCUGAGGUCACAUACUGGAGAGAAGCCGUAUGUAUGUGAACACGAAGGUUGCAACAAGGCCUUCUCUAAUGCUUCAGACCGAGCCAAGCACCAGAACCGCACACAUUCAAAUGAGAAACCAUAUAUUUGCAAGAUCCCAGGUUGCACGAAGCGUUACACAGACCCUAGCUCUCUGAGAAAACAUGUGAAGACAGUUCACGGUCCUGAAGCACAUGUCACAAAGAAGCAACGUGGUGAUGCUCCUACAAAACCACAACCACCUAAAGGGAGUGGGGAAAAUGAGGCCAACAGUAAGCAUGCUGGGAGAGGAUCGGAGGGGUCAACUGAAGCCAGCAGCACCAGCAAAGGUGUGGAGGACGGCCUACAAGUCAAGUCCAUUAAGACUGAGAACACAAUGAUGUAUCACUCCAGCCCUGGUGGUCAGUCAUCAUGUAGCAGUGAGCAGUCACCACUUGGUAGCACCACCAACAAUGACAGUGGAGUAGAAAUGGCCCUACACAGUGGAGGCAGUUUGGGGGACCUGUGUGCUCUGGAUGAUCCCCCUGUGGUAGACUCCACAGGUUCCCCAGGGACUUCAGCAGGAGUAGGCCUCCAGCUGCACAAAAAUAGGGGGGGUGUGCUACAUCUUGAUCAAAUAAAGAAGGAGAAACUAAAGACGAUGAGAGACUCCUGCUCCUGGACAAACUCAACUCCACAAGUCCGAAACAUCAAGCUGCCUCCAAUACCAGUUGUCGGUUCUCUGCUGGAAAGUUCAAGUACAGGCUCUCAAAGUGUUGGCAUGCCAGGGCAACGCUUCGGAGACUUCCCCUUGUGUGAAGUGACACUAUUGAAUCAGCUGAAGGAGCGUAGAGAUAGCACCACAAGCACUGUGAGCUCAGUCUACACACUCAGCCGCAGAUCCUCAGGCAUCUCACCCUGCUACUCCAGCCGGCGCUCCAGUGAAGCCUCACAGUUUGGGGGACGCAACAACAUCAGCUCAGCAGACUCUUACGAUCCUAUCUCUACUGACCUAUCACGCCGAUCUAGUGAAGCCAGUCACUGUGGUGGAGGUGCUUUGCCAAGCCUGCUCAGCCUCACCCCAGCCCAGCAUUAUCGCUUAAAAGCAAAAUAUGCAGCAGCCACUGGGGGUGCUCCACCUACACCCCUGCCCAAUAUGGAUCACAUGAGUCUUAGGACUAGGAUGGCCUUGUACAAUGACUCUCAGGAGAACUCGGCUCAUUUAUUCCAAGCCCGGACUAUAGCCACCUCAAGGCGCUGCAGUGAUAUGACUUAUGGAGUCCCUGGUAUGAUGCCUCAUGAAAUCCCAAGUAAUAUGCCAAGGAGAGCUAGUGACCCUGUUUGUCGGUCGACUAUAGAUCCUCUUUCCUUGCCUCGUGUUCAGCGCUACAACAGUAUGAGCAGCAUGAACCCUUCCCGGGUGCCUCUGGGUGAUCAUCGUGGUGUUAACUUGCAAAGCAACACCUUUUCUGACGGCAGCUUGCAUCGUCAUGCCUUCAACCAGAGGCCCCCUAGCAUCUCAGAGAACGUUGUCAUGGAAAAUAUGGCCAUGGAUGAAGCUGACCAAACAGAAGAGGACAUGGUGCUUCCAGAUGAUGUAGUGCAAUACCUCAGGUCCCAGCAUGCUGGCUCAACUCAGGAUACUGGUAUGGCCUACAACAGUGGUCAGCCACAAGUUUUCAAAAGCAACCUGACCUCCCAGCAACACCAGCAGUUCUAUGGACAACGACGCAUGGCCUUGGUUGAUGAAAACAUGAAUCACAUAGAGCAAAUAAUGCCCCCCUGCCAAAUCAGCCCAGGUUCCCAGCAGCCUUUCCCAGCCUCUGAUAGUGUGAAUAAGAGUCACAUGCCUGUACAAUGGAAUGAAGUUAGCUCAGGUACAGUGGACAACUCAGUAAGAUUUCCAAAGCAGCAGCUUCUCAGAGGCAACUUGGCACUGGUCCAGCAAAAGCAGAACACUGGCCCUUAUCAAAGCUUUGGGUCAAAUCAGCAGUCUGCACCAAUCAACCAAAAUUUGGCUGUUCCACAGCAGGGCUACUCGCAGAGGAACACUCAGAGGACAAAUCCCAUUCAGCACUAUAGACAAUCAUAUGUCAACCCCUGUCAGAACCUCAAUGAGCCAACAAAGGCAGACCCAGGUUAUAAACAGGAAAUCAACCAUAAUCUCUCAUCAGGAAAUACCUACCAAGGUCCAGUACGCAGUAGCAUGGCUCUGCAAAAUCAAGAAAUGCAGAAUUACAAAUCUGGCUACUCCCGCCUGGAAAACCAGCAGAAUUAUAUGCCGUUGCCCCAAACAGCUGUUCAAAAUGGAGGCAGAGUUUUUCAGCCUAGGCCCCCACCCGAACCAAAACCUUCAAACAGGCAUCCCACAGGUUCAGGUUUGCCCCAUCAAGCUGGUUAUUCUCUGUCCAGUACAAGCUCUGAUUUCAACACUUCUGAGGCCAGCCCAAAGAGACCUGCUGAAGCCACUCAUUUCUGCAGUGGAGCUAAUACUGUGUUCUAUUCAGGUGAGAUCAGAAUGUUAGACAGCAACAUAGACUAUAACUCCUCAAUGUCUCCUUCUGCCAGUCAAGCUGAUUAUACUACAAUGGCAAUGAUGGCAUCCCCUGGAAUCAACCAGGUUACCAGCACAGUGGACUCGACUCAAACUGCUGAAAAUACUCAAAUAGACUUUGAUACCAUGUUGGACGACGGAGAUCAUUCCAGCCUGAUGUCUGGCACGCUGAGCCCUGGACUCUUGCAGAGUCUUUCACAGAAUUCCUCACGACUCACUACUCCGCGUAACUCUGUCACACUGGCCUCAGUGCCAGCAGGUAUUAGCAAUAUGGCUAUUGGUGAUAUGAGCUCUAUGUUAACUGCCCUUGCAGAAGAAAGUAAAUUCCUAAACCUGAUGGCUUGAGUAUUAAUGCAUUGAACACUGAGAAAGAUAUUUAGCAGACUGUGUUUGGUGAUCUUUCUAUCUUUUGUAUACAUUGUAUGAAUGACACUAUAGAUAUAUGUGACACAACAGACACUUAUGUCCAAUGUGGAUCAAAAUAUGUACAUAUAUUUUUUAUGAGAUAAAAGCACUGAUGUAUUACAGUAAAAAAAAUUACAGAAGGUUAGGUCCGCAUUACCAAAUGCCUGCAUUAAAAUUGGAAUGGACUAGGAUAUGCAGUCAGACUCAAAGAACUGCAAAGAUCUCAAGAUGGCAUAUAUCCGAGUCAGAAAGCCAUAUGUUUCACUUAUCAUGAACCAUUUAAAAGCCGUCCAGGGUAAAGGUCACAUACCAGCUUUGGACAAAUCAAAAUUUCCCUUCUUCAGCAGUGCACUUAGUAGGGGUUCACUAAGUGCCUUCCCAAACAAAAUACACAUGCAAAAAGUCCUGUCCAAUUUAUGUAAUCUUGUACUUAGUUGCAAUGGUAGAUAUUUGUGUUCCAUUUCUUUUUUUAUUAUUUUGUUAAUAGUUACUGUAUGUUAUAUGCAUUAAAUUGUGUUAAUUACUCACUAGCAGCACAGAUAAUUUUUUUUCUUUGAAUGUCAAUAUUGGGCAGGGGUAUCCAAACUUUUCCUGUUGGGGCCACACUCUCUCCGUAAUAAUCUAAACAAAUAAAUAAUAGGUCUACUUGAUUAAUGCUGCCUUUAUUUUAUCCAAGUGACUAACUCAGUAGGUGCAUUUUAAACAUGUUCUGCUGAAUGCUGGAUAGUGUUGUGUAAAUAAAUAUUUUGCCAUUUUCACUCAGCAGUUAAUGGUUCUAACAGGAACAGUUAUGUUGGAUUGAUGAACUGCCGUCAAGUCAGGUGUAAGUCUUUGUAUGGAGAUUUGAACUACAUCACAAAGGUGACAGUUAUUUUGGAUGUUAAUCAACCCUUGUUUAGCCUCAUUAGAUAAAAUGAUUGCUCACAUAUAUAUUUGUGGAGACAGCUGAGCAGUGUCUGUGGCAUCAGUGCUCACAUCACAUAGUACUGAAUAAAAAUCAAAUGCACCUGCUUUGCCUGUUACUUGCUGCUUUAGGUUUGUUGACAAAUAUUCAAUUAGCCGGGCGACUGUUUCUUAGACAACAAAUUAUAAUUUCAACACGUUCUGUUACAAUGUCACCCUGUACAAAGCGUUUUCCGGUGGGCUAUAAGCCCUUGUAGCAAACACUUUUGUUGAGCUGCCAGAUCUUUCACCUCUGUUAUCGUUUAGCACUAGUACAUGAUUUGAAAGCGUGAAGUUAUCUUUUAAAAGUAUCUCAGUUUUGGUUUCAAAAUCUGAUUGGCUGAGCAGCAUUCGAAGCCUACACACGCACCUGUGACCACAUCACUAUAAUUAAAUUCUGUAUUAAUGUGGCAGGUUUUAGUAAAUAAAGCGAUACCACUUACCGCGGUGGAGUUGGUUUUAUACUGGACAUUCGUCGCACAGUCCAGAUUUCUCAAGAAAAAAACACACAAAAAAGGACAAAAUAUGUAUUUUCUUACUCUGGAGUGGACAGACAACCAAAUACAACUGAAUAUAUAUUUUUUAAUUGUUUCCUGUUAUAGCCAGCUGAAGCUAAUCUUUCAGAAAUGCAGGUCAUCAGCGCUUUAUAGUAAUAGAGUCAAUAAGGGGCGGUCUAAAAAGUUAAUUACAUGUGCAACUGUAUAAGAUUCUAUUAAGAUUAUAGUCAUCUACUUAUAUUUUAGCAUAUAUUUUAGAGUUGGGGUACUCGAUCCCGGACUCGAGUCCAAUUAUGAACGAACUUGGACUUUUUGUUUCGUCUCAGCCAGCUCAGUUACAUCCGGUGCCACGCCAGAGGCCGUUUACGCUACGUUUUUGGUGAUAACUGAGUGAAGAAGGCGCAGGAGAGUACGACAUAUCACACUCACUGUUUACAAGAGCCUCCCCAGAUUACCGUGAAUGAUGUUAAUCGCAUUGUGAGGCAGUCAGCAGUUACACCCAAUAGUAAGAAGGAAAAGGGCUUCAAAUUAGCCUAUAUAUUUCGAGGUACAUUGACAACUGUGAGGGUAAGUA